CACAUCCUGCUCUAUCUCAGUCUCUUUCUUUUAUCCUCUCCGACAGGUAUCUCUCUGGAAAACUGCUGUGCCUCGAUCAAAUUAUUUGAGCAGAUUAACUUUCAGGACAGCGUGAUUUAUCCAACCUUGAGAGCAUCAAUCUCUCUCAUCAUGUCCACUAAACCCAUCCAGUCCUACCAUGAAGGGGCCUACAAGUCCCUCAUGAAAGGUUUGAAAGAGCUGGACUUCCGGAGCUCCAGUGUUCCCUGUGACCUGGUGCUAACUGGAGACCAAGCCUUUCCAUUAGCAGUAAACAGCGAAGGCCAGGUCCUGGUGGCAGCCUCCCAGUACGGCCAUGGGAGGAUUGUGGUCCUGGCUCAUGAGACCUACCUGACCACCUUUCCUGCUCUGGUAGAGAAUGCUCUGACCUGGCUGAGAGGAGAUGGAUCUGACAACCUGUCUGUGGGGGUCCAAGAAUACGUCAAGGCAGUCGCUGAUAACCUCAGCAAAUCCAGCUUCCAAGCCAAAGUUGUGGGGGCCUUCAGUGACAAACUGGGGGUUGGUGUGUAUGUGACGGACGCCUACAGCGCGGGUGCAAACAUGAAGGAGCUGGUGGCGUUUCUGAAAGCUGGAGGAGGGGUGCUGAUAGGGGGGCAGGCAUGGCACUGGGCUACACAAAACCCUAAAGCAAAUGCAUUUCUGCAAUUUCCAGGGAACAAAGUGUCUGGAGUUGCAGGAAUCUACUUUUCUACAGCUUAUGGGGGGAAAGAGGUCCUGCCUGUCCAGCCUCAGAUCCCAUCCUCACUGAAGACUUUACGUGCAGGUAAAGAUUUCAAGGAUGACCUGAAGGUCUUACACCAGGGGAUUUCGGAGUUUGACUUUGGGGGUGAUAUAAGUAUGUGUGAGGCCCUGGUCCACGGUCCACUGGCCUUCCCCAUUGGUACCACUGAAGAUGGACGGGCGUUCCUGGCAGGAAGCUACUAUGGGAAGGGAAGAGUUGUUGUGAUCGCACAUGAGUAUCUUCUGAAAGUAGAGACACUGGCGUCCCUUUGGACCAAUGCCAUUGAUUGGUUGGACCAAGGCCGGAACGGAGUUGUUGGUGUUGCGCCAGAUGUCAAACUUGCCAACAAGUCAGGGUUAAAGUUUGAGAAGACAAAGCUGAAGAAAGACCUGAGUGUAUUCGUUUGUAAUAUCUGGAGCGAUGAUCAUGCAGAAAUCCAAGACUUUGUGGCAGAGGGAGGAGGCCUCCUGAUUGGUGGACAACUGUGGUACUGGGCAUCGACACACUGGGGAAACCCAAUGACAGAACACUCAGGGAACAAAAUCCUGAAAAAAAUGGGCCUGGGCCUGAUGCCACCAAAAAUUUAUGGAGGAGGUUCCAACAAGCCCCUUGUACCUAACCAGGCCGUGAAGAACGCCAACCACUUCCGCCACCGUCUUCAGCGUUUUGCUGGCAGUGUUACACAGGGUGACAAACUUACCAAGGAUGAGGAAGAAAACCUUAAACAACUGGGCAUAGAGUGUGCCUACUUCUUGAAGAUGGAGGCUCAUGAGAGCUACCAGUACACACACGUGCUGUCCGUCCUCACUGACAUAAUGAAGAUAUCUGGCAUGCCACAGGUGAGUGAGAAGAACCCUGUGAAAACCCCCAAAGACCACCUGCUCCUCAGUGUGGGGCCAGAGGCGUAUAAAGUGUCCCCAGAUCGUGAUGCUCUCCUGCCGUACCUCAUCAAGGAUCUCCCCUCGUUGCCUUUGGUCAAUAACCAAAGAAUCAGGGUUACUGUUAACACUGCAGGAGGGGAGGAGUGGAUCAGUACAGGUCUGUACCUCUCCCCUGGGAUGAAGACUCAAAUAACCAUUCCAGCAAUGAUUGUCAACAAGAGCUGGGAGAUCCAGAUCAGUUGUCAGUCAGACACACUGAAUCAUGAUGAGUUGAAGAGAGCACCACGAGUUGUUGAGCGAUUUCCUGUUACCAGGGAGAGGAUGCAGCUGCAGAACAUGUGGGGAGGACUCAUCUACCUGGUGGCUCCACCCAACACAAAGGUGGAGGGGGCAGAGGUCAUAGUGCAACAAGCGAUAUCUGCUCCUUAUUACAAGUCUGGUGUGACAACAACAGCUGAGUGGUCAUCACUGCGCAAAGCUCCUGCACCCUGGGCAGAGAUGGAGUUUGACAACAUCAUCCUCACUGCACCAUCAGAUAGUGUUCGAGACCUGGAGCGACCUGAAGAGGUGGAGAGGCUUUGGAAUGAGAUCAUGAAGGGUGUCGCUGACCUGGCUGCCAUACCACAGAAACUUCCCCGAAAAGAGCGUAUUGUUGCAGAUGUGCAGAUUUCCUAUGGUUUGCUGCAUGCAGGAUAUCCUAUUAUGAUGUACUCAAAAUAUGCAAGUGAGCUGUUCAGUGUGAAAGAUGCCAAAACUGUGGGCAUUUGGGGACAACUUCAUGAACUGGGACACAACCAACAGAGACCCGCCUGGGAGUUCGGAGGCCACACCGGUGAGGCCACAUGCAACCUGUGGUCUGUGUAUUUGAGUGAAGAGGUGCUGGGAGUCGACAGAGCAAAGGCACAUUCAACUGUGGCUCCAGCUGCUCGGAAGAAUACUAUAGACAAGUAUGUUAAAGAGGGCAGGCAACUCAGCAAAUGGGAAGUCUGGACAGCCCUGGAGACAUACCUGCAGCUCCAGGAAAAGUUUGGCUGGGAUGCCUUUAAGAAGGUGUUUGGUGUCUACCACAACAUAACCAGGUACCCAAGUGACAAUGAGGGAAAGAUGAACCUGUUUAAUGAAACCUUCUCCAAGGCUGUCGGCAUGAACCUGUCUGGGUUCUUCAAAUCCUGGGGCUGGCCCAUCAUACGAGAUACCGAGGAGAAACUCUCAAACCUGCCUCCCUGGAAUGACCAUCCCAUGCUCAAAUAUGAGUAAAUUUCAUCUUGUAGCUGAUUAAAGAAAGAUGGGUGUUAGUUUAUAACUGGGGUGUAAUCUUAAUACAUUUUUUAGGACACAAGUAACCCCCAAUAUACAGAAAAUUCUCCCUCUUUGACCAUUUUUGUGCUCAUAUAAUGUGCAUACAUUUUGGCACCAAUCAAUGUUACUUUCAAGCACAAUGGUGAACCUUGAGCCCACAUAAUGCAUUGACACUGGUGCAGGUUGUGGCUGGACUGGAUACUAGUUCUGCAUAGACGCUUAGGCAAUACAUAAUCCAAGACUUUAUUUCCGUAACAUUUAACAGGAAAGUGAUGCUGAAAUGAGUGGGGUCUGCUCUCUAUGAUGAAACUUAACAACAGGUGUGUCAUGGUUUGGGUGUUAUGUGUUGGUUUUUUGUUAUAGUUCUUGUUUUAUUUUGUAGUUUUUAUCCUCAUGUGUCAUGUCUGCCUCUCCACUUCCUCCCCAUUGUGUGUUUCCCCUCCUUUUUUUGAUGAUUUAGUUUCACCUGUGCCUGAUUGGCCUCUUGUGUUUUUGUUAUGGUGCCUUCCUCCUCUCUUUGUCUAUUUUCCCGCUCUUUUUGCUCCUCACCUGUGCUCUAUUAGUUGAUCAUACUCUGUGUAUAUAAGUUUCUGUCUUCCCCUCACUCUUUGGUUUGUCUUUAGUGUUCCCUGGUCCUGUGUUUGCUCGGUGUUUUGUGCCUUGUUUUUUACCUUUGUGCUUUUCUCUGAUCUUUGCCUUGUUUUUGGUUAAUUCUUAACCAUUAACCAUCUUGUCACCUGCUGUUUGUUGGGUUUAUUUGGAUUUUGCAUUCUGGACUUUAUCAGUUAUUAUAGAAACAUGCUUUUUGUUUAAAUAAUGUAAAAAAUAAUGUAAUAAUGGUAAUAAUUUAAUAAUGGUUGCUUCUGUGCCUGCAUUUGGUUCCACACCUUUCAGCGGUCUGCUAAACUCUUUCCAGUCUACGCAUGACAUAGUAUGUCAAAAAAAAGUUAAAGUAUAGUUUGUCAUGAAAAUCACAUUUUUUUUCUGUAUAGUAUGUCAUACAG
This is a messenger RNA of Plectropomus leopardus (leopard coralgrouper), 3944 nucleotides long. RefSeq names its product TRPM8 channel-associated factor homolog. NCBI's taxonomy places the organism in Eukaryota, Metazoa, Chordata, Actinopteri, Perciformes, Serranidae. The record is from RefSeq and is a predicted model, not a curated record. Gene Ontology annotation, molecular function: transmembrane transporter binding. Gene Ontology annotation, cellular component: plasma membrane. Gene Ontology annotation, biological process: positive regulation of protein targeting to membrane.